Messenger RNA from Auanema sp. JU1783, 237 nucleotides. The record is from the annotation of a GenBank genome assembly. NCBI's taxonomy places the organism in Eukaryota, Metazoa, Nematoda, Chromadorea, Rhabditida, Rhabditidae.
AUGUCGUCGACACAAACUAUAAUUUUCUCCGUAUUUUUUCUUCUUUUCGCCUUGUGCUUAGCUCGGUCAGAAAUGGAGUCUGUCGGAGAACCUGUUGAGUACAGCGACAACCAAGUUUUCGAUAACGCAAGGCUUCCAAUGUACCUAAGUGGAGCUAACGGCUACCAAAAGCGAUGGGCCAAUCAGGUGCGCUUCGGAAAGCGAGGAAGCUGGGCUUCUAGCGUCCGCUUUGGUUAA